This is a messenger RNA of Triplophysa dalaica, 1557 nucleotides long. It is a transcript of the gene c3h1orf35, whose product is annotated as chromosome 3 C1orf35 homolog. The coding region runs from base 245 to 1138 and encodes 297 amino acids. NCBI's taxonomy places the organism in Eukaryota, Metazoa, Chordata, Actinopteri, Cypriniformes, Nemacheilidae. The record is from RefSeq and is a predicted model, not a curated record. The transcript has 8 exons.
CGAAACCGCCACACAAAUGUCGAACAAUUGUUUGUCGUCGCGUACUGAAAAGGGUUGGCAUUUUUCAACGUUAACGAGGCUAUGUAGUAUGCGUGAUUUGUUUCCAAAUAAAACAAACUAUCCGUUUUAAAGCCGACAGUUGCCCGGAUGUUAAAGUGCACCGAGGCCUGACUCGUCUACUACACACGUGUGAAAACAUCUUAGCACUUUUAUGGCACGGUGUGCGUCUCGGUAAGCAGAAAUCAUGUUUGGCUCAUCGAGGUCUGGAGGGGUGAGAGGUGGUCAGGACCAAUUCAACUGGGAUGAUGUUAAAGUGGACAAACACCGGGAAAAUUAUUUGGGAAACUCCCUCAUGGCACCUGUUGGUCGCUGGCAGAAAGGGAAAGAUUUGUCAUGGUAUUCCAGAGAUAAGAAAGAUGGAACACCCUUGUCUAAAGAGCAAGAGAUGGCAGCGGUACGGGAGGCAGAACACGAGGCCAUGAUGGCAGCACUGGGCCAUAAAACACUCAAACGACAACCGACUGGUCUUACCAAGGAGGAUCUAGCAGAUGUGUGCAGGAGAGAAGGUGAAGGAGAGGAGCGUGACGUGGACAGGGUCUCUGGGCUAGGCAGCUCCAGCGUUGGGCAGAAAGGAAUGCUGCUAUCCAAGCAAGAAAAGGAAGCUCAAAAAUUGGGUUUACCAGUUUUUACGCAUCACAAAGCUGCUGGACUGCAAGAAUCUACAAGUAAGGUGUCAGAGGAAACCAGAGGUGAUGGAGAUAAGAGAUCUGAGAGCAGCAAGAAAAGCAAAAAGGAAAAGAAGAGUAAGAAAGAGAAAAAGAAGAAAAAAGAGAAAAAGAAACAUCACAGAAGGGACUCCAACUCAGAUUCUGACUCUGAAAUCGACAGUAAAAGGCAGAGAAAAGAUCCCAGAGACCACCGCGGUCCUAAUCCAUCAAGAAGCAGUCAGAGUGGAGCCGGAGUCCGUGACAGCCAUUCAGGAGGGGGGGCAAAGGCCGCCUGCAGGACCCCGACCCCCACUCGCCAGCAUCGUCGCCAUCGGCACGACACGGACACGUCCUCUGAUGGCCACCGUGCCAGACAAGGGUCCCCACCACAAAGCCACCGGCGGCGCCACGACACCGACUCGGACGACUGAUGCCCUUGAGCCCCCUUUUCCCCUUUAAGGAUAUAAGCAGCCCCUCUGUGAAACUCAGGUCAACUCAGGCCACAAGGCCAGGCAGAGCACAGUUAUAAAUGCAGUACUCUUGUGUUUUUGGGUAGCUUCAACUUAAAUCUUGUGUAUUAGCUCGUAGUGUGAAUAGCAGUAUGAUUUUGUACAAUUAAAUUGCAUUUCGGCUGGUUCCUUUAUACAGUAGCAAAACAUGUCGAAAUGUCUUUUACCCUAAAAUCAAAUAAUUCCCAAAUGUUUCAUUAAUAGGAAUUCUUGCAAAAUAUAAUUAUAAUAUUGAUUUUUGGAUGAUGAUUUUUAUGAGCAGGUGAAACCGCAGGUUAUUCAAGACAGCACCACGGUUUUAUUAUUGUACGUUAUGUAAAAUAAAAAGUUUUUACAACACA